GUUAUCCUGACAGGCCUUCAUGCUUAUGUGUAUUUGCUAGACCAGAACUGUCCAUAGCUGUCUUGUAUGGUUGCCUAGCAACAGCAGAGUGGAUGUAAACAUAGCUCAGCUUGUAGCUUGUAGCCUGUAGCUUGUAGCCUGUAAACUGUAGCUUGUAGAUUGUAGACUGUGGUCUGUAGGUGAUCUGUAGUCUGUAGUCUGUAGACUGUAGUCUGUAGUCUGUAGACUGUAGACUGUAGACAGUAGACUGUAGUUGAGCUGUAGCAGACAUUAUCAGAGUGAGCAGCAGGCUGAAGGGGGCCAUGGCGUGUGUGAGUGUGCUGCUGGAGGAGCUCAUUCGCUCUCUGGGCCUGUGGGAUUUCCCCUGUGGCCCCGGGCCCUGGAAGCUCAGUGCUGGUGAGGACCCUCAGUCUCUCCUAGACCUCCUGGACUGUCCCUCAUCCCCCUGGUACCAGGAGCCCACCUGGAGUCCACAGGCCUUGACCCUGAGGAGGAAAGCCGUGCUCAGCCCCAAAGCCCUCAGCAGAAACUCAGUGUAUAAGCACUUGACUGCCCUCAGACUCAUGGACCAGGGUGUGUGUGUGUUGGACAGUGGGCUGCUGAAACUGUCCAACCUGGAGGAGCUGGUGCUGAGCGCCAACCAGCUCCAGGAGGUCCCUGCUCCCCUGCUGCCGGCCUCGCUCACGGUCUUGGAGCUGCGGAACAAUCUUCUGAGCUCCCUGUCCUCGCUGACCGCUCAGCCCCCUCCUCGACUGGUCUAUCUGGGCCUGUCGUCCAACCCACUGGGCUCUGCUCUGGACGUGUGCAGCCUGACCGGGGCACACUGGCCAGCGCUGCUCUGUCUCGACUUGUCCUUCUGUGACUUUGAGAACCAGAGAGUCCUGUUGAGGGCGCUGUCCUCUCUGCCCUGCCUAAGAAGCCUGCUGCUGGAGGGGAACCCGUGCUCCCUGGGCUCCUCGUACCCCGGGCUCACUCUGGACGUCCUGCCACAGCUGUCGCACCUGGACUCAGAGUGGGUCAGAGCGGAGGAGAAGGAGGCGUUCGGGGGGAUGGCUCUCCUCACAGGUGCGGAGCAGGAGAAAGCAUGUGUCACAGUGCACAUAGGUCGGCUGCGGGGACUUCCUGAUCCUCCUCAGAGCUCAGACUAUCCUCUGCUCUCCUUCUCUUACCACGUCUCAUACCUGUUCCUCCCUGACUCCGCCCCUGAUGGACAGAAAAUGAAGAGUGAGUCUGAAUGUGAGGGAGAUGUGACAGAGGAGAAUCCAGAGAAGAACUCAGAGAAGAACCCAGAGGAGGCAGAGUCACACAGGCAGGCUCCAGGAGUGUGUGAAGUCUGCUCUCCAGCUCAUGGCUCCAUCCACAGCUCGUGCAGUUUACCCUGGUCUGAGUGCAUGGACUUCAAUGAGACCCACCAUCACAGUGUGUGUGACCUGAGGGCCCUCAAGAGCUUCCUGCGGCGAGGCAUAUGUGUGCGUGUGGAGGAGGACAAGACUCUGUCCUGGCCUGCAGCCUCUGAGGACACGGCUCCUAAAGCCGCCUCUAAAGAGCCCAAAGGAGCAAAGGGAAAAGAUACUCCAAACAAAGGUGCUUCCACCAAAGACAAGGGCAAAGACAAAAAGAAGAGAGCCCCCCCAGAGCUGGUGCAGGACCCCCCAAUCCGGGCAGUGCUGGGGUCAGUGCACGUGCCCCUCCACAGUUUGCUUCACACUGGACACAAGGUGGCGCUCUGCUGUGACUUUGGACUUCAGGGACCAGAGACACCAGAGACAGCCAAGGAAGUUGGACAGAUGGUGAAGGAGAAGAAGGACGAGGACUCAAAGAGAGGAGCUUCAGGGAAGAAAGCCGCCACUGCCAAAGGAAAAGCUAAGUCAGUGAAGGAGGCGGAUGGAGUCAGUGUAUGGGGCCCUCCAGAGCCCCUCACCGUGGAGCUGUGUGUGCAGCUGGCCCGAUGGCAGUCUGCAGCUGAGGCCUCUCAGGAGCUGGGACUGUCCCUCUGAACCACACUGGACAUGUCCCGUCACAUAAUAAAUGUGCACUGCCCUCUGUUGUGGAGACAUGGCCUUCACUUGGUACAGGGGACACAUGUAGUGACCGUUCACUACUUAAAAGACAAGCUGGAGUAUGAGAUGAGGAAAAACACACACAUCUUACAUU
This is a messenger RNA of Boleophthalmus pectinirostris (great blue-spotted mudskipper), 2154 nucleotides long. Its product is annotated as leucine-rich repeat-containing protein 43. Lineage: Eukaryota; Metazoa; Chordata; Actinopteri; Gobiiformes; Gobiidae. Gene Ontology annotation, molecular function: protein binding. The coding region runs from base 303 to 1997 and encodes 564 amino acids. The record is from RefSeq and is a predicted model, not a curated record. The transcript is spliced from 12 exons.